Messenger RNA from Oncorhynchus keta (chum salmon), 5236 nucleotides. RefSeq names its product ATM interactor-like. NCBI's taxonomy places the organism in Eukaryota, Metazoa, Chordata, Actinopteri, Salmoniformes, Salmonidae. The transcript is spliced from 4 exons. Gene Ontology annotation, cellular component: nucleus. The coding region runs from base 139 to 2484 and encodes 781 amino acids. Gene Ontology annotation, biological process: regulation of transcription by RNA polymerase II. The record is from RefSeq and is a predicted model, not a curated record. Gene Ontology annotation, molecular function: DNA-binding transcription factor activity, RNA polymerase II-specific; transcription cis-regulatory region binding.
GUGGCUGUCUGUUGCUAAGAAAGGUCUCCCGGAAGUGGCCGCGUCCUUGUAUUUUCCGGACCAUAUUUUCCUGGCUUGUUUGCAGCAGCUUUUCUGCUGCCUGAGGAGCAGUUGGUUUGGUGACUUGUCAACAGAAACAUGGCUGCCUCUGCGUCCGGGAAAGCAUACCGAAACGAUAACGCUUCCAAGGGCAGUCAAAAAUGCACCGAAGAGCCCCCUGCACCGACGCGGGAGAUUAUCAAACCGUCUAUCAUGGAGCUCACCAAAGAAGUGCGGACCAAUAUCCUAUGCACCGUAGAAGGAUGUGGCAAGAUUCUACCGAACACGCCAGCCCUGAACAUGCAUCUCGUGAAGUCCCACAGAGUAAAGGACGGUCUUGUCAACCCCACCAUCAGGAAGGACAUGAAGGGCUCCCAGAAGCUCUACUGUUGUCCCAUAGAGGGCUGUCCACGAGGCCCCAACAGACCCUUCUCCCAGUUUUCCCUGGUUAAACAGCACUUUAUGAAGAUGCAUGCAGAGAAGAAGCACAAGUGUUCCAAGUGCAACAACGGCUACAGCACAGAGUGGGACCUGAGGCGCCACAUAGAGGACUGUGGGAGGACCUACCGCUGCACGUGUGGCUGCCCCUACGCCAGCAGAGCAGCGCUACUGUCACAUAUCUACAGGACCGGCCACGAGGUCCCCACAGAACACAGGUAUCCACCAGUGAAAAAGCGGAAGAUGGAGAGACAGAUAAGUGGAGAGGAAAAAGUCAAGCCCAGUGAAUUCAUGUGUCAGAUCAUAAAAACGGACAGAGAACUCUCAGAGGACUCCCUCCCGUCAGACAGGGUCUGCCACAACAACCCCCCUAAACACCUCCAGAAACUCCUCCUACCCAAGCCCGAAGUGGCUCUGGUGAAUUUCCCUAUGAUGCAGCUGGCCCAUCUCCCCGUCCUCCUCCCCUCCACAGAGAGCGGGGUUCUGAGGUCUGUGGUGCUGGCUGUGGACAGCCAGGGCUCCUUCAGCACCCUCCACCUCAUGCCCCAGUCCAUGGGGUCCAUGGUGCCUCACCUGGACCCUAAGACCCUGUGCUUCAGGGGCAGCAUGCCUGCCUCCCGCUCGAGUCUGGGGCCUGUCAGCAUGGGGGUGCAGGUAAGUCUGGAGUCAGUGGGCUCUGGCAAUGACUCAGGAGGAACCAGGGGGAGCAAUACCUCCACCAACAUCCAGACAGACAUCUCAUACUUGUCCAGAAUGCCUAUGGGGGUCGGGGUGGGGACGGAGAUGUGCCCCUUUGGUGAGUCGUCGGUCUCAUCGUGUUCUCAGACAGAUAUUAGUGUGAGUGCUCAGGUCCUGCUGCCGGUCAGUGUAGAGACCCAGACGUUCCCCUCUAAGGCCAAAGCCACCACCACCAUCGGGGCGCAGACAGAUACCCUCAGCCAGCUGCCCUGCCCCUAUUCCUCCCCAUCCCAGUCCCCCUACAUUACCAAGCAGACCCAGACCAGACUCGCCCUGGCUGGGUCAGAAGAGAGUGCUCAGAUGGACCAGGCCAUCAUGUGUUCAGACCUCUUUGACAGUUACUCCCUCAGUGUCUCAACACAGACGGCACUGACAGACGGACACUUCAGAACCCACGGUGUAGACGACCCCCUCUCCGGUAACAGUCUCUAUGACCACGACAAGUCAACAGGAGGCAUGUGCUUUGGCGUGCAGACAGACGAUCUCCAGUCGGGCAGCGUGGCGGACAACCAAACCCAGACCACCUUGGCUCUGUUCAACGAUCUGGAAAAUAUCUUGUCAGGUCACUCUCUGUCCGGUCAGACGCAGAUGGAUUCUUCAACAGGCUGUGGGUCAGCUCUGUGCUCUGUUCAGGAACAGCACACGGGCAUUGAUUUUGACUUUGAGGAAUUCCUGAACGCGGCCCACAUCCAGACCCAGACGGAGGAGAGCGAGCUGAGCGGGCUGGGGGCCGACACGCCCCUGGAGGUCCUGGAUAUCCAAACCCAGACAGACUUCCUCCUCCUGGAGGGCCUGGGAAACAGUGAGGGGCCGGGCCGAAGCCAGGCCAGUGACCUGGAACUGGAGAUGUUUGACACCCAGACCCAGACGGACCUCAACUUCCUGCUGAAAGCCGGAGGCCACAUGCCCCUGGGCAACAUUCUGCACCAGUCCAGCUUCUCAAUGAGCACAGAGUCCUCUGACACUGAGACGCAGACCGACCUCCACCGACCGCUUACACCAACACCAAACUCCAACACCCUUCCCUCCAUGUCCCAGGGUGACCAGGCCAGGCUCUUAAGCAGCACGGAGACUCAGACGGUGACCGACGCAUCAUCUGAGGGCCUCGGAAACCUCUUCCUGACCAGCAACGAGACCCAGACAGUCAUGGACGACUUCCUGUCAGCUGACAUGGCCUGGAACAUGGAGUCCCACUUCAGCUCGGUGGAGACGCAGACGUGUGAGGAGCUGUUUGCUCUCUUUCAGCACUCUGAGAAACCCAACAGCUGAAUUACCACCCCCCCACACACACCUCCUCAGUCCACGCAAUGGGGUUCUGCUUUCUGUCCAGGAGGUCCUGGGAUCCUACUCAUCAUCCUCUACAGUCUUUGUCCCUCUACUACUGGAGGUUUAGGUAUAGAAGUGAGCCUUCUUGAAGUCUUAGGACAUUCUACAGAGGGGUAGCAUGUCUAAGAUGACAUGUCCAGACAUCUCCCUCAUGCUAGCUCGAAAGCACUUUAUUAUAGUUCAUGGAUAUGAUUUCCCAUCCUUGUUUACAUGUUUAUUUGCGCGUCUUACUACUUAAAUAUAUAUAUUUUGUCUGAAAAGCCAGUUUAGUCCGUUUACAAUGUUUUAAAAUUUGAGCACUAAUGUUUGCUGUAAGAGAGUAUGUAAUGCCUGUUGAGCCUUUCCUUAAUCAUUCUGCUAUUGAAUGGCUUCUGGCAGAUUUGAUGUGGCACAAAUAUACUCGUGAAACUCUAAAAUAGUUGCCGCACUACCAUUGUUGACAUGUGAUUGUGAAGUGCAGUCUUGUAGAAUUGCCCCAUUGUUACAGGGCCACCCACCUAUAAGAGGUCACCGCGUUAGGAGACUAGCCUGUAAUGGUCUUUGACUUAUUCAUUAGCUGGCUGUAAGUGUAUAGCAGCACAGUGUGCUGAAGUGAUACAACACUGUAGAGAAACACUAUGAGGAUCUAGCUACUCUCUAGUCACUGUGAUUACAUUGUGAUUGUGUAUGUCCACCAUAUACAGUGCCUUCAGAAAGUAUUCAUACCCCUUGACUUUUUCCACAUGUUGUUGUUACAAAGUUGGACUAAGUGGAACAAAAAAAAUGAGCAUUUAUGGAAAAUAUAAUUAAUAUUUCUUCAUUAAAUAAGUAUUCAACCCCCUGAGUAAAUACAUGUUAGAAUCCCCUUUCAAUUACAACUCUUUCUGGGUCAGUCUUUUGAGAUUUCCAUACCUGGAUUGUGCAACAUUUGCCCAUUUUAUUAUUUUCAGAUUUUUUCAAACUCUUGUCAAAUUGGUUAUUGAUCAUUGCUAGACAACCUUUUUUUAGGUCUUGCCCUAGCUUUUCAAGUAGAUUUAAGUCAAAACUGUAACUCUGAUAUUCGGGAACAUUCACUGUCUUCUUGGUAAGCAACUCCAGUGUAGAUUUGGCCUCGUGUUGUAGGUUAUUGUCCUGCUGAAAGGUGAAUUAAUCUCCCAGUAUCUGGUAGAAAGCAGACUGAAUCGGGUUUUCCUCUAGGAUUUUGCCUGUGCUUAGCUCCAUUACCCUUCUUUUUUAUCCUCAAAAACUCCCCAGUCCUUAAUGAUUACAAGCAUACGCAUGACAUGAUGCAGCCACCACUAUGCGUGAAAAUAUGUGGAGUGGUACCCCAAACAUAACACCUUUUAUUCAGAAUAAAAAGUGAAUUGCUUUGCCACGUGUUUUGUAUUGUGGAGUAACUACAAUGUUGUUGAGCCAUCCUCCAUUUUCUCCUAUCACAGCCAUUAAACUCUUAACAAUGAGUGUGAAUACUUUCUGAAGGUACUGUAUAACAACCCCACUAAACGUUACUGAACAUAAACUGACAAUAUUACAAUUUCUAUCAAAAUUUUCUUGAACUAUACUCUAAAGCCUACCUUAUUGGUCAAAGCUAGCUGUUGGUAUCAUUACAAUAUUUGACCUCAUUUGCACAUGCACCCCAUUCAAAUUUCAAGAAACACAUUUGUUGAGACGUUUUUAUUGAAUGUGAACUUUACAAGAGCUCUUCAAGUUUUGAGUAUUUGUCCAUGUUGUAUUUUGUUAUGUUGGUGCCUUAAACCAAUUAUUUUUCAUUGUAUUUUGUUAUGUUUCCAUUGGUCAGUGAUGCACUAAGCAGCUUUAAGAGGUAGGAAGAAGUUCAGGAUCAAAAUGUAUUUAACAUUUACAUUAUAUGUAUUUGUGGAGGGUGUCUUGGAAGAAUACUUUGAAAACUCAAGUGUCUUUUAAUUUGCAUGUUGAGUAUGUUUGUUUCCUGUACCUCUACUUUCAAAAACAUUUUGUUGCAAGAUAUGUUAGAAGUCCUGUUUUGUGUUACACAUCUAGGCUCUAAGAAUGCAAUGCAGUAUUUGUUUCCAAGGCAGCAUUCACCCUACAGUGGUACACUAUCAAUAUGUGGAGAAGUGGACCCAGAAACGGCAGAAUGUAGCCUACAUGACACUGUGCCCAUACUACACAACAUGGCUUAGUUUUUGCACUGCAUCUUAACGUAAUCGAAACAGGACUGUCUCAUUCCAGUUUAUAACAGACUUUCAUACUCAAUCACAUUUCAUAACAAUGUAUUGUGCUGUACUGAAAACACUACUUCUAUUUAAUUUAUCGUUCUUGAACUUGAUUAUAAUAGCGCUGAGGGGAGAAACUGCCUUGCUUUAAAAAAAACAUGUACAGUAGACUACAUGGCAGGGUUGAAGUCAAUUUCAUUUUAAUUCCAGGCAAUUGAGAAAGUAAACCAAAUUCCAAUUCCCAAUUUUCCUCAUUUUGAAAGAAAAUUGGAAUUGAAAUGGAAUUGAUCCUAACCAUGCUACAUGGGGGUGUCGACUUCAGCGCUUUGGUUUUUCUCAGUAGGGAGUGCAUGCAGUCUUUGGUGCCAAUGUAAGUUAUUUCAGUUGCAUUUCUGUUUGCGGUCUUAUCUGUUGUAUUUCAGUUGCCUGAAUGUGUAGAGGGUCGAUGAAGGUUGCCUCUCGCUGUUUGUUCUGUUGGUGCUAUUCAGCAGACGCUCAUAAUAAACUCUUCAUAAAGGGUU